AUGGCCUCAUCGGACCCCCCUCGCCUCUACUUCGCCUACGGCUCCAACCUCUCCCCAACCCAAAUGUCCCUCCGCUGCCCCGCCUCCACACCCCUCGGCCUAGCCCACCUCCCAGAUCACACAUUCAUCAUAAACGCCCGCCGCUACGCCAACGUCGUCCCCAACGGCCCCGUAAAUCCCGCGUACCUCGCCGACGCCGACGCCGACGCCGCCGCCGCCGCCGCACCGACCACGGACCCGGCCUCAGCCUCCGCGCCUCCUCCGCCCUCGGCUCCGCCCUCAGCGGCUCCAGGCGUCUACGGCGUCCUCUACGCCCUCCCGCCCCAAGACGAAGCAACCCUCGACAGAUGCGAAGGCGUGCCCCACGCCUACCAAAAACAAGACCUCGCCGUCAGCAUCGCGAACCUCGCCUCCAAAGGCACCGGCGCCACUUCUGCUGCCGCCGGUCUCGCACCGGGCAGCAACGUCACGGCACUAGUCUACGUCGACACCGAGCGGACGGAACCCUCGACGCCGCGGGCCGAGUACGUCGACCGGAUGAACCGCGGCGUCGACGAGGCGACGGAGAGGUUCGGGUUGCCGCGGGGGUAUGUCGAUGACGUGAUUCGGGGUUAUAUCCCGGCUGCUGCUGCUGCUGCUUCUUCGGAAGAGGAUACCAAGACCAUCAAGGACCCGUUUCUCGAAAUUUCUUGA
Messenger RNA from Colletotrichum costaricense, 693 nucleotides. Its product is annotated as AIG2 family protein. Bases 1 to 693 code for a protein of 230 amino acids. The record is from RefSeq and is a predicted model, not a curated record. The transcript has a single exon. NCBI's taxonomy places the organism in Eukaryota, Fungi, Ascomycota, Sordariomycetes, Glomerellales, Glomerellaceae. Gene Ontology annotation, molecular function: gamma-glutamylcyclotransferase activity.